Messenger RNA from Pelobates cultripes (western spadefoot toad), 15827 nucleotides. NCBI's taxonomy places the organism in Eukaryota, Metazoa, Chordata, Amphibia, Anura, Pelobatidae. The record is from the annotation of a GenBank genome assembly.
GCACACAUAAGGUCGGACAUAUAGUAGAGAUUUUGAUAUGACAGAAAAAAAAGAAGAGAUUAUAGUUUGAUUGACUACGUUAAUAAAAGGUUACUUGACUAUGGACAAAAUUGUGUUUGUGAAAAAAAUACAUAUGCAUCUCUGAAUAGUAAACAUACCUAAGAAUAUGUCUAUAUAGAGGUAUUUAUUGUAAUGUGUGAAAUCAAAUUAAUCUAAAUGCAGACUGUCAAUAAUCUCAUUAACAGACAUUGGAAUUUAUGUUUCUAGUGAAGACAGUUGAAUUGCAAGUAUGUUAUUUUAUAAAAAAAAAUUCUUUGUUCAGUGCACACAUAAAUUUUUUUUUUCAGAUUUACAAACAUAUGUAAUACGUUGUUUUUUUUGUUUGUAGUGUUUGGUUUUAAGUUUGUUUUUAGUAAAUGCCAAUUCAUGAAACAAACAAAAAAAAAACACUUAAAUAAGAAACAUAUAACUGUUAUAGAAAGUUCUAUGCUGAUUCAGCGAGCAUGCAUUUAAAUGCUACAGUGAUUGCUCUUACUCCUCAAAAUCUUGAUUUUAUUAUUAUUAUUUUUUUUUUUUACAAUUUUAACAGCAGAGGGCUGUACUUUCAUACACUUCCACCUGCACUAACAAGGAGCAAUAAUUUUACAUGCCACACCACAACCUCACCAUGAUGACAUGGGAGCUGAAUGACUAGGUUUUUUUUCACUUUUCUUUUUUUUUCUUUUUUUUUUUCAGUUCUGUAUUAUAGAGAUUCUGGCAGACAGUUCCCUCCUGACACUGUGUUUACAGCACAUGAUACGUGAUUCACUCUCUUUUUAAUCUGUGUAGGGAAUUAGACAGAGCAGCAACAAGGUAAGACAUACUACAUAUAUGUUUAAGAAUGUAUGAUUAAGAUAACAUUUACAUAUUUCAGAUAUAUUUGCCAGAUCUAAAAUGGGCAAUAUAAGAUAACCACUGUAUAGCUGCUAUGCAUUUAUAAUAAUUAUAAAAUAUUUUUAGACAGUUUUUGAAAGCACAGUUACAACACUGUAUAUAUCUUAUUACAUACUGUCUUUGUAAUACAGUCCUAGAUUUUUAAGAUAUUUUUUUUUUCUUCAAUAAAGGUUUCUCUGGGUGUGACUGAUGCAGAUAUGUGUUUAAACAAAUGCAAUUUUAUUUAAAAGCCACAAUUUAAAUGUCUUUACGAAACAAUACAUAGUUAAAUGGAGAGUUUUAUUGCACAGGUCUAUCACAUAUCAAAUAAUGUAUUUAUGUUCUGUAUUUAAAGAACACACUGUGAUUUCCUUAUAACAUUUUCAAAAUGAUCAAUAUUUAAUUUUGGACUUAAAAUAUGUUUUCUUUAUAAUGAAUUUACAGAGUGCAUCUGUUUUUUUUAAAUUAAAAUCCAGCUAAAAAAAGUUUAAUUGCUAUUGUUUAAAUGAUCACUCAUCAAUGUAUUAUGUAGUUUUUGUCAAGAGAACAUUUCUGUUGCACAUAGGCACUUAUACAAAGAAAGAAUAAAAAUGGCAAAUUGAAUGCUUACCAUACAAUAAUUGUGAAAAUAAAGAAUGAAAGACCUACCCAUUAUUGAACUACUUAAUUUCAUAAUCCUACAACAACAUUAUUAAUGAGUAUUAUUAGUAUAAAUACUUUACUACUUUCCUAAGACGUUUAGAAUAGUUUUCUUUUCUGUAAAUUAUGACUGAUGUACAUGAGCUAAUUAUGUGUGAUAGGAUUGGGAAUGAGGCAAAUUUGAUAGUGGAACUCAAUUAUUUAAGUAUUCAUUGUAUCCUCUAGAUAAUUCAAUAAUGUUAAUUAUCAAUUAAAAAUACUAAAUGAAAGAUUAUUUUAGUUUAAAUAAAUAAAAACAUUUUUUUUUAAAAAGAAAUACAUUUAGAAUAAAUCGGAAUUUGUUCCCCCCCAGAUGUUCUGGGCCGGUUACUUUGGUCUAAUUCUGUCAAAUCUACGCAAUGCACUGUUUAGUAAAUACACCCUUGGGUUAUAAAGAGAUGCUUCAACAUAAGUGAAACUUUGGGAUUUAUUCACUAAACCCCCGAUUAUACUAAUAUGAAAUUCAAAUGGUAAGAUUUAGGCAAAAAUAGAAGAUUUACGAAAAAAAUAAAUCAUCUUGGUUAUAGUCACAGCUUGUCCAUAUUAGCCUAUAAGUUGUCACUCAUAUUUCAUUUUGCUACAAUUUGGAGUUUAGUGAAUAAGCCCCAUUGGUGUUGAAAAUGGCUCAGAAAACAAGAAUUGUUUCUGUGAUUCAAGAUACAUUGCAAACCCAUCUAUUAUGUACCUUUAACAUUACAUGGAAUUUUUAUUCUAAAAUGUUUCUCUAUCCAUAAUAUGCUCAGCGUGAACAUUUUUUAUGAUCGCUUCUUGGCAGAUUGAAUCGUAAAAAAAUCAGCUUUUUCCAGAAAAAAAGCUAAAACCGUAGUUUAAAAAAAAAAAAAGUGAAACGUCUUUUUUCUUUCCUUCUAAGUAUUUAGUAUGAAUUACACAUUGAUAUUGUUGGACUGCAACAGAACAGAAAGUAUGAGUAAUUCUGCAAUUAUUUAAAUAUCUUAUAUACCCAAAAGUAUACUUUAUACAUAGCACAGAGACAGGCCAAAACUGGAAGACAUCUUUUGAGUUUUAUAAAGCAUGACAACUUUUGGAAAUGAGAAUUGUAGAUUCCAUAUUAUUUGAUAUGUGUUGUAUUAAACAUUAUUAAGAAAGUUAAAGUACCUUUUUGGACAUGACAAUAAUGGAAAUUUUUUGAACAACAUCGUAUAAAUUUCCUAUGUGAUUUACUGUUUGCUGGUGAGUACUACUUGGGUACUCAUCCAAACUACAUAAUUACCAAGGCAACAUACUCACGAGACAUGUGAUACAAAUGGCUUAAGCAUCUUUAAUAAGCUCAGCUACCUAGCUGACUCAUCAGCUUCAAGCAAACUGGUUAGAAACAUAGCCACAAAAAGUUAAAAGCAACAAAAUAUAAAGCAAAGUCUAUAGCACCUUGAACCUACAUGAAUGUCUCUUUUUUUUCUUAACUCUUUCAAAAAAUAUUAAUAUAAUUAUCAUCAUUAGUAUCUGUUGUUACUUUUGAUAAUUAAUUAAAGGGAAUGUGCUAAUUCACAGGAAUUCUAGUAUUAUAUUUAUUUAUUCAUUAUAUUUCACAAAUAUUUGUUAAUGAAAUCUAAAAAAUAAGAUUAAAUGUAAAAAUACACACUACUCAAUACAGGAAAUGGGCUACUCCAUCUUAGCUCCAUAUCAAUCAUUGCUAUAAAAGCUACCCUUUGCACCUGGCAGUCUGCAUAGAUAGAACAUUGAGGGAGGAGCAAAAAUAGACACAAUGUUACUGUUUCUCCUCCUCCAAUGCCUAGUGUGCCCUGACCGUGCCUGAAUUGAACUGGAUUGUGAUGUAAAUUGCUAAAUCUUUAAUGUACAUUGAAAAGAAAACACAACAUGUCAUAAUAUCAUAUGAAGAAAGGGAAACAAAUGUUAUAGAUAAUUAAAGUUUAUAUUAAAUUAUAUUUGUUCUAUUUUAAUAAUGAUGUGACCAUCAUUUUUUUAACUAUUUUUUUUAGCAAACAUACUAAGCACCCAGGUUGCACCUGUAAUAUUUUGGAUGGAGAGAUUUAGUAAGCAAGUUAGUAAGCUACAAAUGAGCUGAAUUGUAAAAUUCAGAAUUAAUUCCUAAAUUUUACUAAAACAUGCAAUUUUAGCAAAUCACUUAAAGCAAUCUGGAUGCAAAUUUGGAAAUUAGUCUUUUUCAUUCCGGGCAAUAUUCUGUUUGCUAAACAAGCCUUAAAAUACUACUAAAAUAUUCUCGUUCAAUAUGGUGUUUUAGGUAGGAGGAAAGAUAUGGAUAUAGAUGAGGAUACAGAUGAGAUAGCACACAUAGGACACUGCAUAUAAGAUAUGGAAUAGGAGAGAUUUUCAGUUCUCUCUUGGUUUAUAGGGGCCCACUUUACCUUCUUUCAUUGUUGAUACUUCACCAACAUCACAUGGGUGAGAUGAACUGGGGAAGCACAAGUUACGUUUGGUUGCUUACUAGAACUUAGUUUUAACAUGUAGCCCUAUCACACAUGCCAGUGGAUGGAAGGACAAGGAGGUCGGAAGCUGCUUCAUUUAUUAGGCUUCACACCACCACCCACUGUUUCCAUACAGGAUACUUCCUGGUUAGUAUAAGGCCAGAGGAUAAUGCAACCAGGUGUUUAUUCAGAUAAUUAAAUGUGUUACAUUACACCAGCCAAUACUCAUGCAACCCACUAACAACUCAAAAUUGGAUAAUAUGUGCAGUUGUGAGGUCUGUUUCAACAAUUCAUGGCUGCUUUAGGAAUAAAAUACUAAAGUGGGUCCCUAUAAAACCAUAUGCCCCCCAAGUAAUAAGGAGUCAUGGAAGCUUCAUCGUUGUGCUCAUAUUGAAACUCAGUUCCCUGGAGAUAAAAGUGACAACGAUUAUUUUUUACAUUCCAACCAUUGCUGUUGCUUUAUUAAUUUUCUAAUGAGGUCACAUCCUGCAGAAAUUAUAUAGGGAUUGUAAAUUCCCAACAUGAUUUUUUUUUAAAUGUAAUGUAUUUAUUAAUUUGGCAUUGUGUGUUGAGCAAAGGAAGGACAUUGGCACUUUUGGUGCCAAGAGGAUGGUUGCAUAUAUGGGUAAGGGGAUUGGUGAGAUUGGGGUUUGGAGAUGGACCCUUGGGCUACUGUGUGGCAGGGCUAAUCAGGUCUAAAAUAUUACCCAUCAUUUGGGUCUCCCUGGUUAAAAAGGGAUCCUGUGGUUCCUGUGCUUAUUUACACCAAUAAUAUGACUAUUUCUAAAUUAACUAAAUACAAAUGCAAUUUGUUAUUUAGAAAAUAUGGUAUUUUUUUAUGGUUUUUUUUUAGUUGUUUUAUUACAACAAAUGACUUGUUAUGUUGUAGUGCACUGCAGACUGUUCUGGUGUGUCUAGAGAACUAAUUCCAAAUUCAAUACUCAAGGCAUAUAAAUGUUCCAUGUUAUUCCAGUUUCCAAAUUGGUGCAUGACUGGGAAAUGCCUGGUUCCUAGACUGCUGGUGAACCUGGAGGAUUGGGUUGGGAUUCACAGGCCAAGAGAUUCUCAUCUUUCCUGUGCUCUUCUCUUGAACGUAACUACUUAGUCCAGCAUCACCACACUAUAUACACAUUAUCCUGAUUAUACACUUCCUGCUGAAAUAACCAAUGCAAUGCCACUUUGUUGUGAAAUAAAAUAAAAAAACUAUUUAAAAAAAUUGAUCCUCCCAGCAAAAAUUGCUAUGUGACAGAAAUAAAUAUGUGGUUCUAACACAGGAAGCCUGUUUACACUACCUAGGUCAGCUACAAGUCAAUAUGAUUGGCUGGGAAACAUAGCCAAUCAUAUUAACGUACAGCAUGAACAAUUAGAUAUUUAUUUGUUCUUCUUAUGUGUAUAAGUUGCUUUUUAAAAUGUAAAGUUUAACAAUAAAGAAUAUAAAAAUGUUUUCAAUGCAAUAUGUUAUGCAUUCAUGCAUAUUUAUGUAGAGAUCACUGCUUUUAAGAGUUACAGUAACAGAUUCCGCUAUAAUAUGAUAUUUUUUUUCUGUUUCACCAUUCAGGCAACUUACAUAUCGCAGAGAUGCAUCUUCAUUCCAUUCCAUUCUUUGUGCUACUUAUCUCUAGUGUUUUUUGCUACUACACUGAUUAUGAUUACGGAGGUGGAUACGGUGCGCCAGAGGGAGAUUAUUAUUCACACUUAUCUUCAGGAUCUCCAAACUGUGCACCAGAAUGUAACUGUCCUGCAAAUUAUCCCUCUGCAAUGUAUUGCGAUAACCUCAAAUUAAAGAAAAUUCCAAUAGUUCCUGCUGGAAUCCAAUAUUUGUACCUGCAGAAUAACAUGAUCGAGGGCAUUGAAGAUGAUGCGUUUAAGAAUGUGACUGACUUGAGAUGGCUAAUUCUAGACCACAAUCACCUCACCAAUGCCAACAUUAAAAAAAAUGCCUUUUCCAAUCUCAAGGAGCUACAAAAACUUUACAUCAGCUUUAAUAACCUAACUGAACUAGUCGGACCACUGCCAAAAACAAUGGAUGACCUGCGUGCGACCAACAAUAAAAUCGCCAAGAUUACUCCAAACAUUUUAGAAGGUCUGGAGAAUCUGACUGUAGUCCACUUACAGAAUAAUGCACUGAAAGAAGAUUCAAUCUCAGAUGCAUUUAAAGGCCUCAAGUCCCUUGUAUACUUAGAUCUAAGUUAUAACGAGCUGACAAAGUUACCAAAGGGACUUCCUCCAAGUGUAUCUAUGCUAUAUUUUGAUUUUAACAAAGUCACCAAUAUCCCAGAUGAAUAUUUCCAAGGUUUUAAAGCGCUGCAGUACCUUCGCCUGUCCAACAAUGAGCUGGCCGAUGCAGGUGUGCCUGGCAAUGCUUUCAACGUUUCAACACUCCUUGAGCUGGAUCUUUCUUUCAAUAACCUUGGAAGUAUCCCUGCUGUUAACGAAGGUCUUGAAAACUAUUACCUGCAUGUCAACAAAAUUCAAAGUGAGUUUACGAUGUGGCAUUUGUUACUUGCCGAUGAAGGUUCCUGUAUGAACAUUCAUGUGACAUAUAUAUAGCAGAAAACUAUUACAGUAUAUAGUCAUACAUUUUUCUGGACUAAUGAUACAUAUUAAAAAGACACGCUUUUUUAGAAUCUCCUCUCAAGUAUUGCUCUUACAAUGCUAAUAUUGUUUCUGACUUGAGGAAGAAAUCUCAAAUGCUUGUUUGUAAAUAAGAAAGUAUCUCUGCAUACUGAAAUACCCCUAUUGAUACUCAUAUUUACCUGACAAUUUAAUUACUGGAUUGACAUGACUAUUCCAAUCCUCAUACACACAUACACUCACACACUCUUAUACCUAACUGGAGAAAAAAAAGUAGUCUUUGGUAACAUAUUGUGAAAUGUAGAACUUGCAAUUUUACUACUAAUUCUUCUGUCUAGUUCUAUAUUUACACUUUCAACUCAGCAAACUGCCCCAUGAGUAGAGUGUUGGGUAAGGAUAUUUAAAAUGCAUUUUUUGCAAAGAUCACUGUGAUAUAUGUAACUUGUAAGGUCAGCAAUGCAGCAUUUUAUAGUUUGUUAUAGAUAGCAGACUUGUACAUGUGACUUGGUCCAAAAUGUGAUUCGGCUGAAUUUGAGCUGAUUGACCAUUUAGCUGAAUUCCACUUCUCCAAAGUUCCAUAUGGACGUAUACCCGAGCAACCAACUAGUGCGAUGGCUUAACAUUCGGUAUUUGGAGUUCUGCCCAUAGCACCAAAGAACUUUAUGAAUGACAUUGAUUUUAAUCACAGAUCAAGUGAGAUUAAAAACAUGAGGAGCAGAAAUUUUUUUUUAACCCUUUUGGUUUGUCUCAAUGUUUCCCAGAAUAAUUUUUCAUGGACAACAUUUGGCCGAGCCAAUCCGUCACAAGAAGAAGCAUUGGACAUAGCAUGGGAACUUGGCAGUAUAUAAUGAAAAUAUUGUUGGAACAGGUUUGGAGCAGCAUUACUCUAAGGCCAGUUAAAUCUAGAGCAGAAAGUCAUGAUCCCCAGUUAUGGACCCAUGAUGCAGGAUUGUGAUGGCACACAUGGUGCUUUGCAUCGUAAGGCAUGUAAAAUGCAUAGGACAAGCACUACAGAUGUUUGUCAUCUUAGUUGCAUAGAUUAGCUUCCAUUUUCUACAGGACGGACACUUUUUGUUCCCUACUUUACAGUCAAAGAGAGAAUAAUUAACUAUGUUGCAUUCAAAUUUAUAAUAAUAUACAAUAUUUAAAUAUACAUAUUUUAUCUAUAAAUAUUUGAUCUAUUUAAAAAAAUUUAAGGUUCAAUAAAAUAACUGUAAAAAUGUAUGGAAAGUCUAUAUUUUAAAGAGACUUCACGACAAUCUGUUAAUUUCCUGAGUUUGCUCAUAGGAUGUCUCCAGUAAUAUCACAAAAAUCAGUUCAGGUAAAGAUACAGAAUUGACUAUCAGCACAUCAGAUGAAUCUCUGAAAUUCAUACAUAGCAUAUGUAAUACAACCUUUUACUUGCCAAACAUUCAUGGCACAGGACCUGAUGUGUAUCUCCAUUUGUCCUAACAUCACGGCCUCUACAGCUAACAUCCUACUUUUAAAUGUUUUCUCAUGAAAAGACAAAUGCAUUUCAAUUUGGAAACAUACUUUGGUUGGUGCUUUAUUAAAUAAGUACUAUUUUCAUUUUUUACCUUCUUUAAAGCUAGGUCUGUUGUUAGUUAGUAUGAAACCAUAAAGUUUGACAUUUGUGAAACUAUAUAACUGAAGGUGAAAUUCCAUCUUUUAAAGCUUUGAGGCUGCAAGAGAAUUGUGGGGGUUUUAUUUCUGAAAUAGCCGUGGAUCUGCCUUUUGGCCACCCCAAUUUAAAGCUUGCUUAAGGGUUGAAACACCUGCAACAUCUGCUGAAUGAUAGCCAUGAAUGAACAGUCCUUUUCUAUAUUUAAAUUUUGCAUCAGUCUUUGUUGUGUUUUUUACUUUUUAAACGGCAAAGAGUAUAUGAGUGUAAGUUAAAUUAUUUUUAUUCUCUCUAUCACCUCAUAUAAAUGUAAUUACAGUUGUAAUCAAAAUUAUUCAACACCCAUUAAAAAUCAGGUUUGUUGUCGAAAUAUACAGACUUUCAGCUGUUUGUAUUGAACAAAUUAAACAAAAGCAAUUGAAAUAGCUCAACUCAAUGAAUGGGUGUCCCCACAUUCAACUGAAAAUGCAACUUGUAAUGACUUAUCCAGUCUCAAAAUGAUUCAAUCACUUCAUGGCAAGCUUUUUUAGUACUUGGUAAAGCACCCUUUUGCUCUCAUGACCUGUUGCAAAUGAGUUGCAUAGGCAGCGUUCCGGAGGAAUCUUAGCCCAUUGCUCAUGAGCAAUGGCCUCCAGUCCAGUAAUAUUCUUGGGUUUUUGUGCUGCAACUGCCUUCUUCAGAUCCCACCAGACAUUUUCCAUGGAGUUCUGGUUAGUUGACUGUAAUGGCCACUGCAUAAGUUUCCAGGACUUCUUCUGCCACCAAAGUGAGGUAUGCUUGGUAUCAUUGUCUUGGUGGAAGAUACAAUGACACCCAGGCUUCAGCUUUCUCACAGAUAGCAUGACAUUUUGUCCUAGGAUUUCUUGAUACUUCAAUGAGUCCAUCUUGCCUUCCCCACGCUGCAGGUUUCCAAUGCCAGAGGAUGCAAAGCAGCUCCAGAGCAUCACCGAGCCACCACCAUGCUAAACUGUAGGCAGAGUGUUCUUUUCAGCAUAUGUUUCAUUCUUCUUCUUCCAGACAUACAGCUGAUCCAUUGGGCUAAAAAGUCACAGUUUUUGUUCCAUUGCUCCACAGAACAGAAUCCCAAAACUUUUGUGGAUUAUUUAUAUUAUUUUGAGCAAAUUGGAAGCAACAUUUUGUGUGCUUUUUGGUCAGUAGUAGUGCAUGAGUUCUGGCAUAGAAACCUUCCGUGUUUAGUAUGCGCCUUACUGUGCUCACUAAAACUUCAGUGCCGGUUGCCACCAAGUCUUGUUAUGGGUCUUUUGCAGUCACUUGAGGGUUUUUCACAAUCUGCCAUUGAUAGCUUCCAUUUUCUGCCCCAUCAAGGAAGUGUAACUACUGUUUCUUCAACUUUGAACUUGCAACCUAUGCUUUCAACUGUGUCUCUAUGAACAUUCAGUGACUUCACUAUUUUUUUGUAGCCUGUUCCUUGUUUGUGAAGGGCGAUUAUCUCUUCUCUUAACUUUGUGGACCAUUGUUUUGACUUAGCCAUAUUUCUAACAUGCAGUCAGCAGUGACACUAGCCAGUUCAUGUAUUUUCAGUGUUCCAGCUCAAAACCUAGUACAACUAAUUGGUUGUUUUGAGGCUGGAAGUGCACCCAUAAGAACCACAAAAGGCAUAGCUACUGUUGAGGGGAACCAAGAGCUAAUUAUUAGAACAACUUGUAUCGUACUUAGCUGAUCCCCCUUCCCUGGGGCACUUUUUUUUCACAAGCAAGGGAAGGUUGCAGGAUUUUUACUUGCUUUUUCAAAUUUUUGUUGAGAUCGCAGUGAGAGUUUUGCUUACAAUAUCAUUUGAUCCUUGAGAUUCCUGAUUCAAUGGAUCUUUUUAGAAAAGCAUGUGGUUUAAAGUAAAAAAAAUAUAUCAAUGACUCAGUUUUAGAAAUAGAUGUUAAGAAGGACACAAACUAGUAGAGUACAAGUAGUCGGAGUGAAAUAAGAGGGGCUCAGAAACUGAUAUAGACAUGGUUUUAAUCCUUCCAAUCUGUCUUUAGAUAUCAUAAGCAAAAGCACACAAAUCUUUGCCAUACAGAGAUUUUAAAAAUUAUUCCCGAUAAAGUUUAGUAAUUAUUUUUCCCAAAACAACGAUUGUAGAAAAAGAAAAAUUAUUCUUUUUAUGAAAAAAAAAGUAAAAACUUAAUGAAUUUUAAUAGCAAUUGUAACAGGAAAAAUAUAUUUCUUAAAAUGUUAAUUACAAUUAAUAAAAAAAGGUUAACAUUUUGCGUGCCCUAUCGAGAGCCACAUAAAAACUUUGUGUAUAAUUCUUGUUUUCCGUGGAGUCCCUAGCAUAAUACCAAUUAAUUUUAUAAUUUUACCUCUAACAAAUGGAUAAUAUAUACACCAAGAAAGGGUAUCACUUUAACAAAACUGUUAUUACAGGAAACAUAAAAGAAUACUUUUAUUGCAUUCAUGGUAAGAGUUAAAAUGUAGUUGUUUUCCAUUGAAAAUCUAAAAACUUUUUUAUUUUAUUGUGUUUUCUAUAUAGCUUUUGCAUUCUCAAUGACAAAAUUGUACCUUUCUUACAAUAUAUUUUUUUUCCUUUAGGCAUAUAUUUUAUCCUUUAAAUGAUUAGCUUAAGGUUAAGUAUUAAGUUUUAUUCUAUACAUUAACCAACAUUUUUUCUAUGUGUUUUUCAGAGUUUACCCUGAACAGCUUUUGUAAGGUUAUUGGACCACUGGAGUAUUCUCGCAUCAGACACCUGCGUUUGGAUGGAAAUAACAUCACUAGGGCUGAUCUUCCUCAGGAUCUGCACAACUGCCUUCGUGUAGCAAAUGAUAUAGAGUUAUAAGUGGUUAUACUGUUUAAAAAGUGGUCCCCAAGCUGAUGGUUUUGUCUUUCUUUCAGGUUACAGAAACAUAAACUAAAAUAUAUAUUAAAAAAAUAAUAGCAUACAGAAAACCUAAUUUGGAAGUCUAUUUAUUAAAACAAAUUCAUUGCUCAUUUAAAAAAUACCAUCACCAAAUUUUAGCAAGUAAAAGUAAAAUAUAGAUUUCUAGAAAUGAGUAAUACUUUUAGCAGUUCUUGCUGAGAGUCUGUGUGAUGUGUUUCUAGACCCAAAUCCCAAAACCCAAAGCAUUGGCUACCUUACAAAUUUGUCAACCAUUCUAGUGAAACUUCAUGAUAGGUCCAUGGAGGUAGAUUACCUACAUCUCUUAGAAUAUAUAUGUGGCCACAAUCCGACCAUGCAAAUAUCAGGAAGUAACUUUUACUCCAAUGCUGACCCUCUCCACUCUGUAAAGAAAGUAAUAUAACGCAUCUCAUCUGUGAAAUUAUUGGAUGACUGAGAAAUAUGUAUCAGAAUGUUGUGAUUAGAAAGGUAGUCCAAAAUUCUUACAAUUAAACCUGCAGGGUACUUUGCCCUGGUGAUUUUACAAUAUCAUAUCAAUUUUCUAAUCAUGACACUUUGAUUAUUAUCACCUUUAUCACCUUUUGUCUCAAACUAAUAAUUCAUUUAAAUCAGGUGAUUUGGUUUUUCUUCAAAGACCACAGCAAGUCCCUCAGGAAUUCUUAAAUCACAAAAUAAUUCAGGCAACAUGGGCUAUUCAUUGUAAACAGGCAGAUUUAUUGAUGCAGACUCAUUAACAAAAGCAACGUUUUGAUCAGAAAACCUUCAUCUGGCAUCCAAGUCCGAUGAACGUCUUCAAAUUGAUGCUCUGCUUGUUGUUAUUUCUCAAUAACGAAUAGGCCAUGUCGCUAAAGUUCUUUGAUGACUUAUUCACACGGAUAAUUAAGUCUUCUUUAAGUCAAGAUGAGACAGUAUGUUUUCAGUGUAGUUUUUGCUUUUAUUUUAUUUCAUUAAGAUAGAUUGAAAUAUAGCUAAAUACUGAAUUCAUAGUUCUUCCCAAUAAUUAAACAUUAGAAUUGGUAUCAUGUGUUAUAUCAUUUUAUAUUAAUUUGCCAUUGUUGCUAAACACAUAUAUCAUGUCCAGCUCCAAUUAACUAUAAUUGAUGAGUUUUGAAUCAAUAUGAGAGAAUGUUUAAUACAAUCUAUCAGUUUAAACUUGUAGCAGCUGGAAAUAGAACAUGUUAGGGUAUCAACAGGACCAUUGGCUAAGCAAUAAAAAGCCUUAUUUACAGUAGAAAUGAUUUUAAUUAAGGCCAAUUAAUCUCUGAUGUUUUUGUGUUGUAAUUUGAAAAAUGAAUCCUGAAUGAAAGCAGACUGGGCACCACUGACCUAAAAUAAUCAUUGUGUUUGUUAUGUAACAAUAUAUCCUUAUUUGGAUACAGGGGUGUGAUAACUAAGAAUUAUGUAUGUAAUUUAGCUUGACUAUGGUGGCUGAUGUAAAAUAGUUUUCCUCUAAAACAUCCUGUGGUUAUUUUGAGCAAUAGCAAAAUCAAGGUCAAAAACAUGAAAUAUUAAAAAAAAAAGUAAUUUUUUUAUAUACUAUUAGUAGUUUUGACAAUUUAGAAAUAAUAUACUGAUACAAAUCAUUUAUUCAGUUUAUUAAUGUCGUGUGUGAGCAUUCAAGAGAAGAGCAAAAUUCAAAAUAAUCAAAUUUUAUGUUAUUUUGUCACCAAGACAAAGUUUAUAUAUUUUCUUGUUGUGGUUGUAAAAUACUUUAGGCAUGGUCCCAGAACUAUGGAUUAUGGUAAAGAUCUGGCAAACGUUUAGUGUUAUCAACUAAUGGAUCUAUUUUCUAAAUGGUGAAGUGUGGUUAAUUGAAUUUCCAAUUACUAUAAUAAGCCAAAACAAUGAAUUUGGGGAUAUAACAAUCUAAACAACUCUUUCCAACUAUCUUGACAUUGUAAAUUCAGUUUUAAAUCAACACUAUCCACUAAAUAAGUUAACACUGAUAACAAAAUUCGAACAAAAAAAUAAUAACAAUUUUUUAUGUUUAUUGUAAAGAGCCUUUUAUUUAAAAAAAGGAAUUGCAAGAUAGCAAAAUAGACAAAUGCAUUAAUUUAAAAAAAAAAGUAUACUUUUCAAUGUUAGAAAUUGGUCUGGUACCUCUGAAAUAAAAGAAAAAUAAUAAAAGUAACGCUUAUGAUGUAAAAACUAACAGGUUUGUCUAGUAUACUCUAAAGAGCCUUUUUGCAAUAUAUUAUGGACUUUGGGGCUUGUUGAUUAAACCCCUUUUUGGCCUUUAAAUUACCAGAAUAUUCUCCAUUUGUUUUCUUUUCACGAAAGCCAUAUAUUUUCUGUUUUUCUUUAGUUAUUUGCAUGCUUUAAGAUCAUAAUAAACAAUUUGCAUGGUUAUGCUUCUGUCAAUACCAUUCAAAUCUUUACAACAUUUUUAUUUUUUGUUAAAUUUGUUAACACAUACUUCACACUAUUUAUUAUGCAUGCGUUUACUUUUGUCCUUUUUUUUACAUACCAUUUUCAUUCAUUAUUAAAAAAAAUGGGUUUAUAGCAUAUUUAAAGAACAAUAGUUCAGUUUAACAAGCGUUAUUUUCUGUCACAGAUUAUCUCUCAGAUUUUUAAAACAAUUAAUUUAAAUGCAAUUUAUAUUGAUCUCGCUUAGAAUUUUAAAAAUAAGUGCUAAUAAGGCACAAGAAUAACACAUAUGGGUAGAUAUCAAGAUAGAUAGAAAGAAGGAAAGAAAGAAAGAUAGAUUUUUUUUAACUUAAUUCCUAAUUACUAAAUAUAUUGCCUUUUGUUCUCAAGCAGCUUUUAACUCACCAGAGACUUUCCAGAGGGAAACAGUGCCAUUUUCACAUCCGACUGACCCCACCUGUUAGUGAAAUUCACAACCAAAAUACCAGGCUUGUCUCCUCUGCAUAGGAGAUACUUGAGAUACUCCCAAUUAUUUUUUAAUUCUUCUUUAAGAAUUCAUCAGUGGCUUAUGCCAUUCUAUUUCUAAAAAGAAAAAAAAGGAAAACAAAGCGAGUAAAUAAUGCAAACAAGUUGUAAUAAAACAAUCUCAAGUACAUAAAAAAGAAGAAGAAAAAGAAAAGAAUAGUGCAGAUUGAUAUAUUGACAGAGUAUCUAUAAAGUCAGGUCACUCACAUAUUGCGGUUCCUAUAUAUAUUGACUCCUUAAGUAGAACUUGUAUGCUCUUAGGGCAGCAUCACAUCACUUCUUCACUUUGAUGUUCCCUCCAGCAAAGACAAAAAAUAAGAGAGGCAUCCAAUGUGUUGCUUAAAAUACCAUUAAAACAUGGAAUAAGUAUUAAGCUCACCUUAUACAGAGCCUUUUAUCCUGACUCUGAAGGUAACAGGUGUAGUGCCAAUAUUGAGGGGAUGGUACCUCCCCAAUGAAGAUUCCUGAGGCUUCAGAGGACUUUUAAAAGUACUACUAAAUUUAUUUUACAAAAAAAGAUAAACCAUAAAAUAAGUAAAUACAAUACAAACUUGUACAAAAAAAUAAGUUCACAAUCAGCAAAAAUGUGUUUCCCUCCUUUCUGAGCUUCUUCAGUCAACUGUCUAGACACAGUUUGGAUGAUUUUGGACUUCUCUUUUUUUUGUACAAGUGUGUAGAGUAUAGAAUAAUAAGUGGGAUAUUUACAGACUCCCACAAGAUAUUGGGAGACCUGAUUGUAAUACUAAGAGGUUAUGAAUGGGGUUCUUAAGUGGUUAAAUAAACAAUUACACUACAAAACAUGUCAGAAACUGCUGGCAACAUGAUUGCAAAAAGUGUUAUGAGGAGAAAUUCCCCAUGUAAAAUAACCUGGGGCACAUUCUUUGGGGUGAUUUUAAAUGAUAGGUGGUUAAGUCACCUAUGAAUUAAAUUGGGUCUCAUUGUACACAUAUAAAGAUAGUGCGUAAGGGGUGCCUCUGAGUGAAAAAUGCAGGAAAAUAUUGACAAAAUCUUUUGCAGAAGAUGGUGGUAAAAAUGCAUCAGUAUAUUUGUCCAAAUACCACAUGCAGACAAUCGGGAGUUGUCUAACAUUUGAAAAUGUAUAUGUAUAUGUAUAUUAAAAUAUAUACUUGUGUGGUUUGGUUUUCAUUUUAUGAACGCUAAUAAAAUUGCAAGUGUUUAAAACAAAAUUUGAAAAGCUUUAGGUUUGAAACAGUGAUGUGCUCCUAUUAAUAUGUGAUCUGUAACUGUAAAAAAAAAUUAAGAAAAUACAAGACACUAGAGUUAUUCCCAAAAGCUAGACAUACAAACUCAUAUAUUUUAGGAUAUUGUGAUACAAAUAAUGACAUUCUUCUUUUGGCUUGAUAUCUCCUACAAUCCUGGUAAUUUCAGGGAGUUAAGAUCUUUAAGAAACUGUAAAAUUGAUUUGGACUGACUCCCUGUAUGUGUAUUUGCGUGUCUCUGCAUGUUUGUGUUGGCAUCAUGCAUAAUAACUGUCAUAUCAGGAGGCAUGUAUAUUAACCACCGGAGUAUUGGUAAAAAUACAUAAACGGCAAUAUCAAUAGGUGAAUAGUGAGCUUAACAUUUCUUGCAUGUAAAAGAUCCUGAGAGCAAGGAAGUAAUAAAUCCGACUGUAAGGCUGACAAUCCUUUUCACAUGAGUUUCUUCUGAAUUAGAUAUGCUCACAAUCUGAAAGAGGUGAGUGAAUACCUACAUACUUUGUGGCCCCUGAAUGUGAACUCCUAAACUAUUCUGAAGAUGUCACCGGCAGCCUGCCUUCCAUGUCAUCAUGACCAUGACUUGACAGAUGCCGCUACAAAAGUAACUUAAAUAUUUUCAAUGUUCAUCCUCUCCUUUACGUUAAAGUAUAUUUUACACAAAUCUCUACAUAAUAUUUUCC